UAAUGUCCUCGAUACUCGUCCAGUACAGGCGGUGGCAGUAAUGCGCGAUAUCCGCCUGGCGGAGAGUUUGUCAACACUGCGGGGCGGAGGUUCUCUGGGGCCGUUCUACUGGAAGCGGAGCUGCAUAACGACACAUUUAUUUGACCGCCGUCGGUCAAAACAGAUGAUUUCACAUGACCGUCGUAUGAAAGCUGGUUACUGGGAUCAAAAAUGGGAGCGGGCUCGCCCCUGUCGGGGGUGAAUGUGGUGCUCGUCAUGGCCUACGGUAGUCUGGUUUUUGUACUGCUGUUCAUAUUCGUGAAGAGGCAGAUCAUGCGCUUUGCCAUGAAAUCCCGCCGAGGACCCCACGUCCCACUGGGUCAUAACGCUCCGAAGGGUCUUAGAGAGAAGAUUGAUUCUCAUCUGUCUAAAGUGAACGACAUCCGCUACGAGCCACGGCUGCUCUCGGAGGAAGACGACAGGCUGAGGCAUCGCAGCCAGAAUGGCUGUUAUAACUACCUGUUCCGAAUGCAAGCUCUGGAUGCCAUUAGAGACACGGACAUCUCGGCUCAUGAUCUGGGCUGCACUGGCAGCGCUCUGACCAGCCGCCACUAUAGGAAAUGGCUACUGGGCCUGCGGAACUCCCACUCGCUGUUCAAGAGCAGCCACAGCAGCCUCAUCGAUCGCCUCCUGGAGGGCUAUGACAACGCUCGCCACGGGACUGGGGUUUUUGGGGAAGCUGAAUUCCUUAAAUACAAAGAAGACCUGACCGAGCUGGCUGCUCUUAUAAAGGUCCACUCCAGCUCCAGCAGCCUGAACCAGCAGCACCAGUCAGCAGCUAAAGAUCUGACCAGCUCCCCUGGGCCGUCAUCAGCCUCCACCAUCCAGGUCACGUACCUGCCCUCUUCUGGCCAGCGCAGCAAGAGGCCCAAGCAUUUCCUGGAGCUCAAAAACUUCAAGGACAACUACAACACCCUGGAGAGCACGCUGUAGAAGUCUGAGACUUGUCUGAUCAAACAGUGGAGCCAAACAUGAACACACAGACUGAAAAAGGACAAAGGUUUCAGGGAGAAAUGGCUUGAGGGUGUCCGUUUGCUGCAGUGUGGAACGGCACUAAGUGGUAUGAUGCAGAGCGAGAAGCAUCUGGAGACUGUUCAGUGGUGUCGACUGCCUGGACUGUUCCAAAGCAUCUAUAAAUGACUGUAUAAAGAUGAUGAGCAUCUAAAAUCUCUGCUUUGGGAGACAAUAUAAAAGUGAGCCUGUUUUCUUGUGUUAACGUGCUGCUAGAUUUUUUUCCUUUGGUUAAAAUGCUGUUCAUCUACCAGUGUUGCAUAUUUGGGAAGUCACUGCCAACCUGCUCAGCAUUCCUCCAUCAGUGGCGUCUGGGAGAAGAUGUAAAAACAUUGUAAGACUUGUCCAAGAGAGAGAACUGUGAAAUCUAACACAUGGUAAAUAACUGGAAGCAUCGAAAUAAGAAAAAGAAAAAUCCUAAGAUCACAAUAGUUUUAAUGCUUAGUAACUUUCCUCAAAGUGAGAGUUCUAGUGCCCCCUACUGGAUGACUGUACAUAAUGUGAGAUCUUUUAUGUUCGCUUUUACUUAUGAUGGUCUUAGUGAUGGUCUUGUUACUGAGAUGGCACUACUGUUUAUUUAUGGGCUGUGCAUAUGUGACUGACCGUCAUAAAUCUCUUCAACCCCCGAAAA
Molecule: messenger RNA, 1681 nt
Organism: Pygocentrus nattereri (red-bellied piranha)
Lineage: Eukaryota; Metazoa; Chordata; Actinopteri; Characiformes; Serrasalmidae
Gene: ltap1
Product: chromosome 3 C1orf43 homolog
Exons: 7
Coding region: 211-972 (253 amino acids)
Biological process (GO): phagocytosis
Source: RefSeq, a predicted model, not a curated record